This is a messenger RNA of Fraxinus pennsylvanica, 456 nucleotides long. The record is from the annotation of a GenBank genome assembly. NCBI's taxonomy places the organism in Eukaryota, Viridiplantae, Streptophyta, Magnoliopsida, Lamiales, Oleaceae.
AUGGCAACAACAGAACUUCAAGAAAUCUCACAUGGAGAACAAAAAGUUGAAAUUCAUGGAGAUGUACUGGAAGCAAUACUCUCGUAUGUGCCACUCAUCGAUUUGGUGUCGGCCUCUAGUGUCUCCACGUCGUGGCGUUCCGCCGUGGCCUCCUCCCUCCUCCACCUCAAAAAGUCGAAGCCAUGGUUGAUCCUCUACAAACAAGCCACUCGCUCGCCUUAUACCGCUACAAUACUCGCAUACGACCCGUGUUCCAAUCGGUGGAUCAAAAUAUCCAAGCCGUCGAUGAAUUUCAACUCGGCACUCAAAUCGUCUCAGUCUAAUUUCCUUUACAUGCUUCCAAUCGUCGGCUUAGGUGGUGGUGGUGCCAGUCGUGGUGGUGCUAGUGGUGGUGGCGGCGGCGGCAGGGGUAGAGGGAAGGGAGAGAAAAUGGGUUUGAGAGAGAGAGAGAGGUGA